CCUCACAGAAGAGCCAGUUCAGGAAAUUCAUCCAAUGACCUUGGAUUGGUUAUCCUCUAUUCCUUCUCCUUCCUUUCCUUUCCUUCGCUUAAAUCAGUGGUUCCCCACCUUGGGCCUCCAUGUGUUUUGGACUUCAACUCCCACAAUUCCUAACAGCUGGAAGUUGAAGUCCAAAACACCUGGAGGCCCAAAGGUUGGGAACCACUGCCUUAAAUAGUUCUACGUAUGAGUCUAUUGUAUAGUUGAAGACAUAGAGGGAAGGGAGUAUCUGGGUUGUUGUGCAUUUUCCGGGCAGUAUGGCCAUGUUCCAGAAGCAUUUUCUCCUGAUGUUUUGCCAACAAGCCUGCCAUAAAUGUGGGUGAAAUAUCAGGAGAGAAUGCUUCUGGAACAUGGCCAUACAGCCUGGAAAAUGCAUAACAACCCAAUGAUUCCAGCCAUGAAAGCCUUUGACAACGAGGGUAGUAUCAUUAUACUUUAAUAUAGGAAGAAACUAAAGGAACAAAAAAAUUUCCCACUGCGAUAUCUUCUCUAGGAAGAGUAAAAGAUUAUCCUUCUCUCUCUGUCUCUUUUGUAUCCUCUCUCACACUGUUUCGCUCCCAGCCGGACCUAGCUCAUGCUGUUAUUAUGAGGAUAAAAUGGAGCAGAGGGAACCGUGAUGGGAGAAUGUAAUUAAAGACAAUUUAUUAUUUAAAUCAGUGGUUCCCAACCUUUUUUUGACCAGGGACCACUUGGCCAGGGACCACUCCCCAACAUUAGCACCAAAAGGGUUAUGAGUCAGUUCUUGGUCAACUUUAGAUUCGGUUUGGUUAUUUGCGGUGCUGAUUCAGAAAAUUGCAUCGGAUAGACCACAUCAGCUCUGGUUUCUGAUACAGAACACAUGCCAUCCAGUAGUCGCCAUCUGCUCGCCCACAGAAAACUAUAUUCAGUAAUCUAGAGCUGAUGUGGUCCGUCCAGUGCAAUGGUCAGCUCUAUGGAAAGUAGCGGAAAUAAAAUAAACAAAAUAGAUAAAUAAAGAGGUAGGAGGUUUGUGGACCAGAUUUUCAUUCUCGUGGCCCACUGCUGGGCUGUGGCCCAUAGAUUGAGAACCACUGAUUAAAAUUGAUAAAUAGAUUUGCAACCAAAAAUGAAGGUUUAGUACCCCUUCCUCUGAAAUGCUUGGGACCACAAGGGCUUUGAGUUUUGGAAUAACUGGUGCACUGGUGGUGCAGAGGGUUAAACCGCUGAGCUGCUGGACUUGCUAACUGAAAAGUCCGCAGUUUGAAUCCGGGGAGCGAGUGAGCUCCCACUGUUAGCCCCAGCUUCUGCCAGCCUAGCAAUUCAAAAACAUGCAAACGUGAGUAGAUCAAUAGGUACUGCUCCGGGGGAAAGUAACGGUGCUCCAUGCAGUCAUAAUAAUAAUAAUAAUGAUGACAUUGAAAAAAUUACGAUCUGCCAACUGCAGAAGGGCACCCUACUGGGAUCUGCGCGCAUCAUCCGAAAAAACAUCACACAGUCCUAGACACUUGGGAAGUGUUCGACUUGUGAUUUUGUGAUACGAAAUCCAGCAUAUCUUUCUUGUUUGCUGUGCCAUACAAUGUUGUUGUGUCAAUAAUAAUAAUAAUAAUUUAUUAUUAAUAAUAAUAAUAAUAACCGACUCAGGGCGGUUUCCAGCAUAGCAAAGAAACCAUGCAGCAAAAUAAACAUAGUAAAGACUAAUAAACAUGAAACAAGAACAUACAAUUCAAAAAUUAAAAACCAGUUACAAAAUGCCAGCCACAUGACCUUGGUGGUGUCUAUAGACAACUCCGGCUCUUCGGCUUAGAAACGGAGAUGAGCACCAACAACCAGAGUCAGACACAACUAGAUUUAAUGUCAAUGGGAAACCUUUACAUUUACAUUAUGAGACAGGAUCCAAGUAUUUUGCAAUAUAGUAGAGUCUCAUUUAUCCAACACUCAUCCAACGUUCUGGAUUAUCCAACGCAUUUUUGUAGUCAAUGAUUUCAAAAUAUCAUAUUUUGGUGCUAAAUUCGUAAAUACAGUAAUUACUGCAUAGCAUUACUGUGUAUCGAACUACCUUUUCUGUCAAAUGUGUUGUAUAACAUGAUAUUUUGGUGCUUAAUUUGUAAAAUCAUAACCUAAUUUGAUGUUUAAUAGGCUUUUCCUUAAUCCCUCCUUAUUAUCCAACAUAUUUGCUUAUCCAACGUUCUGCUGGCCCGUUUAUGUUGGAUAAGUGAGACUCUACUGUAUAUACUGCAACUUCCACGGCAGUAAACAAUCUGCUUUGGGUUUUAGUCUGAAGUUUAAAGGAGCUCUCCAAAGUGCUGAAAAAAUACUGAAUCUCCAAACCAGCCAUGGGCAAACUUGGGUCCUCCAGGUGUUUUGGACUUCAACUCCCACAAUUCCUAACAGCCUACUGGCUGUUAGGAAUUGUGGGAGUUGAAGUCCAAAACAUCUGGAGUGUCCAGGUUUGCCCAUGCCUGCUCCAAACAGUUUCAACACAUUGAAACUUUUUAAAUAAAGUUCAGACUAAAGCAGCUAGUUUGGACAUCACUGGGGUACGUUGUUUACUGUCUGAUCUUUGUAUUAUUAUUAUUAUUAUUAUUAUUAUUAUUAUUAUUAUUAUUAUGUUUAUAUAUAUCCUCCUUUUUCUCUCCAUAAGGAGACCCAAGGCAGCUAACAUUAAAAAAUGACAAUACAAUUAAAAUAUAAUAAUAAUAAUAAUAAUAAUAAUAAUAAUAAUAAUAAUAAUAAUACUUUAUUCUUAUAUUCCGCACCAUCUCCCCGAGGGGACUUGGGGCAGCUUACAAGGGGACCAAGCCCAACAGUGUAAUAAAAUACAACAGUAAAAACAAAUCCAGACACAACAAUAAAUACAUCAGAAUAAAACAUACAGCAACAACAAUUUAAAACAUGUUCAAUAUAGAUAUUAAAACAGUAUUAAACAUCAUUAGUAUUAAAAGCACUUCAGAUUAAAAACAUACAAAACCACAGCUGCCCUUGACAGUUGCUGUGUCCUUACUGGGAAGGAAGAGAAGACAACCAAAACAAUGUUAAAUCAUUGUUUCUUUUAUUUUAGGAAUAAGUUGCCCUUACAUAUCCACCAUCUGUGAGUCCCUGCAGAGCCGCCUUUUUCAUUAUAUAUCCCUUCUUUCCCUUGGGAUCGAGUGACGUGAGCAAAGAUCAGUCCAGAGUCGAAGCCUGGCUAUGCACCUUUCAUGUUUUGUGUGCAGAAAGUGACUGAAGUUUUCUUGGUAUGCAGCCUCUAUAAACCUGGCAGUCAGACAAGAAAAUGCAGGUUGAGCAGGAGUCGUUGUCCCAGCUGGGUCUCUGUAUUGAAGCCGUGGAGUAUGGAGAAGAGGGGCAAAACGGAGGGCAGACACUGUGCCUUGCCCAGCUUGGAGAGCCUCUGAAUUGGACAACAUUGGAGCAACCGGGCCUGGAUGCUGAGGAAAGGUUGGCCCAGAGCUGGGAAGUCCAAUGGCACGAUGUUCCAAAGGCCGUCCCUCAGUGGGAGAGCCCCAAGGUGCCCAAAACCAUGCGGUGGGAAGUGUCCAAGUCCGCUUUGGUGCCUUCCGAAGUGGCCUCCGAUUUCAGCCCGGCGUCUCAAGCAGAGGCGGCCGUUAUACUAUCACCAGAGGUAUUACGUGGACAGGACACUGGAGACGGGCAAGGGACAAACACGGAGGACGUGGCCAGCACAGAAGUGCGGCGCCAGUGCUUCCGUCUCUUCCGCUACAAGGAGGAAGAGGGGCCCCGACAGGUUUGCGGACAGCUCCACAACCUCUGCUGCCGGUGGCUCACCCCGGAGAGCUGCACCAAGGAGCAGAUCCUGGACCAGCUCAUCCUGGAGCAGUUCCUCACAGUCCUUCCGCUGGAGAUGCAGAGCUGGGUCAGGGAAGGCAGCCCCGAGUCCUGCCACCAAGCCGUGGCCCUGGCCGAGGACUUCCUCAGGGGGCAGCAAGAGGCCGAACGAUGGGAAGGACAGGAACUGCUAGCACCUGCCGAAGUAUCUGUGAGCUUUUCUGCAACAGAUGAGGCUGCUUCUGAGCUCUACACAGAGGUCAAACAGGAGGUGGAUAAUGGGGACGGUCCUCGCUCGCUCGGAAGUGAUGAGUUGCUGGUUGAAUAUAAUGCGGCAAGGGGAGAGCUGGAGGUCUACAAUGUGAAUACGGUUGAGCCAGAAACUCAUGUAGAGCCAAGCCAAAUGGAAAACUGGAAUAAAACCGUGCCUGAUGAGACUUGGGAAGAACUCCUUGAAAUCAGCCUCCCGCAACUGGAGAUGCAAACGAAUGAUGCCUAUACUGAUAUCAGGAAAAACCUGAGCCAGACGUCCAACCUCAAGAGACCUCAGCUAAUCCACACGGGGCCCAAGCUGCACAUUUGCACCAUGUGUGGGCACAGCUUCACACGGAGAGCCAACCUCUUUCGGCACCAGCAGCUCCACACCGGGCUGAAGCUGCACCGGUGUACUGUCUGCAACCGGAGCUUCACCCGGAGAGAAAACCUUGUGAGACACCUGAGGACCCACAAAGCAUGUGGCAAAUAUACCGUUCAGAACAAAGGGGAUCUCCUUCAAGUGACACUGGAAGGGACGGAGGCAUCCGAGAAAGAGAACCAAGGCGGACAAAAGCUGAAAGAACCUUCAGGGAUCUGGAAAUCAAAAUCUGUCCUGGACCAGGAGAGCGGUGCCUGCUUUGACUUCGUCAUCCCGCAAACGGGGCACCAAGAGGGGACGGGGAGGAACGUGUGCCCCGUUUGCGGGAAGAGCUUCACCCGCAGAACGACCCUCAACAGGCACCAGAGAAUUGUGCACACAAGCGAAGGCCUGAAUAAAUGCACCGACUGCGGGAAAAGCCUAGACCAGGCAGCACCGGCAGGAGGGAAGCCCUGUCGCUGUGCCAAAUGCGAUGAGAGAAACAGCCUCAACCUGAGCCUGCGGAACUACAAGAGGAGCCACAAAGGGAAAAAAAGGUUCAAGUGCCUGGACUGCGACCGGGGCUUCAGCUGUCACUCGCAUCUCCUCCGGCACAUGAGGAUCCACACGGGAGAGAAGCCGUACUUCUGCUCGGCCUGCGGGAAGACCUUCCGCCAAAUGGCACAUCUGGUUAAGCACCAGCGGAGCCACGGAGAUCAGGAGGUCUGCUUCUGCUGAGGGCCGGAGAAAGUCUCUCCGUGACUCUGUGCUGUAUUACUACAAGGGGGAAGGGCCACCAAAAGCAGAAGUGGAGAACAUGAGGCUCAGCGUUGCUCUUUUUGACAACUUCUCAAACUGUCCUUUUUCUUGCUGCCUCCCAAAAAGGUUGAAAGGACUCUCUUCUUGACUUUUGUGGCUCCUGAAGAGUUCCAAGGGCAAAAAGUGAGGCCCUUUAAUUCAAAUCAGUUGACAAAGUUCCAUUAAAAAAAGAAUACAUAGCAGGAUACAUACAAAUAUUUGUGUAUCAAGGAUGCUUUAUUUGGAGAUAAUCUUCUGCACAUGUAUGCAGAAGGUCCUAACUUUGAUCCUUGUCAUUUCAAAGCAAAAAGGUUCAGAUAGUGGACGAUGGGAUAAGCCUUUACCUGAGGCGCUUCCGGAAAGGAACAGAGCACAACAGGCAGCAUUACUCUGGACAGACCAAUGGGUCUCACACACUUGAAGGUGUCUGUAUUUUCAAAGAGUCCUGUGUCACACUAAAUAUACUACUGGCUUUCACUCGC
Molecule: messenger RNA, 5673 nt
Organism: Anolis carolinensis (green anole)
Lineage: Eukaryota; Metazoa; Chordata; Lepidosauria; Squamata; Anolidae
Product: zinc finger and SCAN domain-containing protein 20
Exons: 4
Coding region: 3269-5131 (620 amino acids)
Biological process (GO): regulation of transcription by RNA polymerase II
Cellular component (GO): nucleus
Molecular function (GO): RNA polymerase II cis-regulatory region sequence-specific DNA binding; DNA-binding transcription factor activity, RNA polymerase II-specific
Source: RefSeq, a predicted model, not a curated record